UGCGCAGCCAGAAAACCACCUUGAAACGUGCACCGCUCAGACCACCGCAGCAAAAGAGACAUUCAUUGGUUUGGAUAAUAUAUUCUAUUCAUUCCAUUCGAAGAUGGCGAUAAGAGACGGCAAGGACGAUGAAGAAGGCGAGGUGGUGGAUGAGCCUCAAGAUCGAAAGCAACCAGGAGGAAAGCAACCAGGAGGAGAAGAGUCUGCCGUUGGAACGAAGCGAUCCGCCACCUCGCGGUUGGAGGAGCUGUCAUCUUCAGGUGUUUAUAUUCCACCUGCCAAGCGCCGUCAAUUGGAGAAACAAGCCGCAGAAGAACGGAAACAGCAAGCUGACGAUGAGAAAGAUGACAUUGAAAGGAAAGAAGUUGAUUCGAUGGUUUCAGCUCAACAACAACGCAAGUCUUGGGAAGACGAAAAGCGCGUUGUUCACGGCACGAUCAAUAGACUCAAUGAAGAAACAGUCAAACCCUUGAUUCAUGACCUCUUCGACAAGGUCAACUUGAUUCGUCUACGGGGCGUACUCGCAAAGUCCGUGCUUCAGGCAGCCGUGAGCUCCCCUCGGUAUUCCAACGUCUACGCUGCUCUCAUCUCGGUCAUCAACAGCAAGCUGCCUGAAGUGGGUGAGCUUGUUGUGAAGAGAGCCAUUCUCUCCUUUCGCCGUCACUACCGCCGUCGUGAGAAGCAAUCCUGUUUGGCAACCGCCAUUUUCUUGGCUCAUUUAUUCCAUCAACAAAUGGUACACGAAUUGUUGAUUUUGCAAAUCCUUUCUCUUCUGUUGGAUGGGGAUCCGACAGACGAUUCUUGUGAGAUUGCAGUCCAGCUAUUGACCGUCUCUGGAAAUGCCCUGUUGGAGGUCAGUCCAGCCGGAGUGCGAGCUGUCCUAGAACGUCUUCGGUCGCUUCUUCAUGAAGGCUCACUCAACAAACGAGUCGAGUAUAAAAUGGAAAAGCUACUGGCUUUGCGAAAGACGGGUUUCCGUGAUUACCCUCCAGUACCAGAGGAUUUGGAUUUGGUCGAGAGCGACGACCAAAUUACAUUUGAAAUCAGUUUGGACGACGAAGAUAUCAGCAAGGAGGACCAUCUGGACGUGUUCAGGGUGGACCCAAAAUUCGCUGAAUCAGAGCAAGAGUGGAAGACAAUUCGAAACGAAAUAUUGGGAAUUGGUGGCAGCGAUGAUGAUAGUGGAGAUAGCGAUACUGAAAGCGGCGACUCUGACGAUGAAAGCGACUCUGAAGACGACGCUGGGGAAACUGUCCAGGCACCCCCUGCUGCCAAUAACGUUGUAGCAGUUCGGGAUCUCAGUGAAUCCGAUCUGGUUCACCUCCGCAGGUCUAUAUACCUCACAAUCAUGUCCAGUGCAACAUUUGAGGAAUGCACCCACAAACUGGCUAAAGUGGAUAUCCCAGAGGGACGUGAGGAAGAACUCAUUAACAUGCUCAUCGAAUGUUGCUCCCAGGAAAGGACAUUUCUAAGGUACUAUGGUCUCAUCUCGGCUCGGUUCUGCCUUUUGGACGAGAGGUGGAAAAUUGCAUUCAUGGAAGCCUUCACGCAGCAGUACAACACAAUCCAUCGGUUGGAGACAAACAAGCUUCGGAACGUUGCAAAGUUAUUUGCCCAUUUGCUGCAUACAGACGCAAUGCCUUGGACUGUCCUCAAUGUCAUUCAUUUGAAUGAAGACGAGACUACGUCCUCGUCGCGUAUUUUUGUCAAAAUCCUCGUCCAAGAGAUUGCUGAGGCAAUGGGGAUCUCCAAACUCAAGUCUCGUUUUGAAACGGAGGAUCCCGUUCACAUGGAAUGGUACAAGGGCAUGUUCCCAAAAGACAACAUUCGAAGCACAAGAUAUGCCAUCAACUUUUUCACUUCCAUUGGUCUCGGCCCAUUGACAGACGCGCUUCGCACGCACUUGAAAAAUGCUCCAAAACUCAUCAUGGCGCAAGCGCAGAAAGAUGCACUUGCAAAGAAGGAUGAUGAUGAUGACUCUUCUGUAUUAUCAUCCAGCUCAUCAAGCAGUUCUGACAGCAGCUCGUUGUCAUCUUCUAGUUCAUCUGGCUCCUCAUCGGACAGUGAUUCGAGUUCAUCAUCGUCGUCUUACAGUCGCCGCCGUCCAAGACGGCGUGGUCGCAGAAGCAAGAGGAGCAGGAGCCCUUCUUCUUCCUCCUCCGGUUCCAGCGACAGCUCGGGUAGUUCCCGUUCCAGACGGAGAAGCAAGAAAGGAAAAGAUAAGGAACGGAGGAGAGGUCGAUCGCCGUCCUAUGCUUCGGACGAAGAAAGCAGUCGUAACAGACACUCAAAACGACGCAGAACAGAAUCAUCGAAGCGAAAAGCCGGAGAAUCGCGGCGGUCUCCAGACUCGAAGUCCGACAAAGGCAAAAAGGACCGGAACACUCGAGGCAGUCGCUCGCGUUCUCGGUCACGUUCCGUGUCAGAUUGAUGAACGAGGAUUAUGGCAUAGACUGGAUUGAGCGGAACCCCGAUGCAAUUUGUCCUCGUUGAUGUUGUCCAAUCCAAAAAGCGGCGGGUAUGUGGUAGUGUUGAUAUCUAUGUUUAACCAAAAGAGGGAUCUUGCUCCAGAUACGGGUACCGGUACCGAACUCGUUUUCAUUCAUACUGUAGGCGAUUCAUCCUUAGGCUCGAAUUGCCAAAAAAAAAUUGCUGGACACAGGUCGGGUCCACCCUGUGCGUUUUGACGCUUUACAAUCUUACCAUUGCAACCAAGCUCUGUUCUUCCUUUCGUUUCUCUAGCUAGUAGUUUGAUUUUCAGCACUACGGUACCACGCAGCCCUCAUCAACCCUCCCCUUCGCAAGCACAAGCGAAGACAGAGUUCCUCGCCGUGGAAAGUAGACUGAUUGCAAGCAGUGAUUACGUGCGUCCUUGCCCCACAAACGAGACAAACCCCGCACUGUUCAGUUACACCUUGUGUUCCUCUGAUAGCGUGUUCCUCUUGUAUCUAUUGCGCUGUUUUAUAUGCACCCAAAUUCCAAGCUUCAUUCCGUCCUUCACAUGGGUUUUGCCACAUUCGGAGCUCAAGAAAAAGAGUCUGUGGAUUUUUGGCUUCUUUUGAGACGCUUGAGGAGCUUCCAAGGAUAAAGAUUCGGGACCAUCCAAUGACGAUACGAAUGCUACCGGUAUGGAUACGUACGGUACUGAUACAGAUUUGGAAGAACCCUCCUCCUACGAGUGGCGGCGCUUUCCCAUGGUGGCAAUAGUCUACCGUACUGGUAGAGGGUGGCAAUAUUUUGAAGCAUUCACCAACAUUUUCGUUUUCUUUAAAGAAAUUUAGAAAUGGCAAAACCAAGUUGAUCAUCCAAUCAAAAUCCAGCAUUCAACCCGAGUCCCAGUUCCCCACUGUGGAAAGAGAACGUCAACUUAUUGCUUUAGUUCCUGACCUGACGUCACACG
Seminavis robusta is the source of this 3400-nucleotide messenger RNA. The record is from the annotation of a GenBank genome assembly. Lineage: Eukaryota; Bacillariophyta; Bacillariophyceae; Naviculales; Naviculaceae.